Messenger RNA from Capronia epimyces CBS 606.96, 729 nucleotides. Its product is annotated as serine/threonine protein kinase. Gene Ontology annotation, molecular function: ATP binding; protein kinase activity. Lineage: Eukaryota; Fungi; Ascomycota; Eurotiomycetes; Chaetothyriales; Herpotrichiellaceae. Gene Ontology annotation, cellular component: cytoplasm. The record is from RefSeq and is a predicted model, not a curated record. Bases 1 to 729 code for a protein of 242 amino acids. Gene Ontology annotation, biological process: protein phosphorylation; signal transduction. The transcript has a single exon.
AUGUCCAAUCUGAUUCAUGGAUCAACCGCUCAGAUCACUAUUGAGACCAGUCACGCCGCGAAAACAUAUAGCUCGAACGUCGAGAAUUUAACACGAGAACUUACCGUCUAUAAACGACUAGGCAAACACCCCUACGUCGCAGAGCUGCUUCACUUCCAAGAUCAGACUCUUUAUCUAGAAAGAGGACAAUGUCUAAGAGACAUGCUACGGAAGUGCGAUAUCACCGAUCAACAGAAAACCAAUUGGAUCAUUGGACUUGCCCUAGGACUGGAAUAUAUCCAUUCUAAAAACGUCGUACAUGCCGACCUCAACGCGGCCAACGUCAUUAUUUGCAAAGUCAUCCCGAACAAAAAUUGCGCCAAAUGGAUUGAUUUCGGCGGUUCUGGUAUUGAUCACCACCAAGCGUUGGCAAACUACGAUGAGUACAGCUAUCAACCUCCACAGCCUCCGAACCAACGAACGGAUAUUUUCGCUUUCGGUUGUACCAUGUUUGAGAUCGAGACAGGGGUGCCUCCAUUUUACAAGGAGACCCAAGGCAUGUCAGUGGAUGCAACAAUCUCUUAUGUGGAAGAAAGAUACACUGCACGGCAAUAUCCCCAAACAGAACAUCUACGCUUCCACUCAAUCAUCACUGGCUGCUGGCUGGGCCGGUAUAAUUCAAUGCAGGAGUUGAGAGAGGAUUUGGAACUCAAUUUUGGGCACGAAGAGCAGCAUGUUGUGGACUUCUAG